Molecule: messenger RNA, 1368 nt
Organism: Elaeis guineensis (African oil palm)
Lineage: Eukaryota; Viridiplantae; Streptophyta; Magnoliopsida; Arecales; Arecaceae
Product: probable carboxylesterase 17
Molecular function (GO): hydrolase activity
Source: RefSeq, a predicted model, not a curated record
ACCUUCGUACCCCCAUUAUAAAACCCGCCCCUCCCGGCGCCGCUUUUGUGGCAGCGAUUGCAGGAGACCAAACCCCUCUCCCUAAAAGAUGGCGGCAGCGUCGAACAACCCAAACCGUGUGGUGGUGGUGGAGGUCCCCGGCUGGAUCCGCCUCUACGACGACGGCUCGGUGGACCGGGCCUGGAACGGCCCACCCGUGGCCCACUUCCUCACCGCCACCGUCCCCCCCAACGACUCCCCCCGCGACGGCGUCUCCGUCCUCGACCUCCCCGCCGAUCCCGCCCUCCGCCUCUACCUCCCCUCCGCCACCAACGCCGGCGACGGCCGCCGCCUCCCCCUUCUCCUCCACUUCCACGGCGGGGGCUUCUGCAUCACCCACCCCUCCUGGUCCAUGUACCACCACUUCUACUCCCGCCUCGCCCCCUCCGCCGGUGCCGCCGUCGUCUCCGUCGUCCUCCCCCUCGCCCCCGAGCACCGCCUCCCCGCUGCCGUCGACGCCGCCUACCGCGCCCUCCUCUACCUCCGCUCCCUCGCCGCCGGCACCGCCGCCGAGCACCCGGUGGCGGAGCGGCUCCGCAAGGCGGCGGACUUCUCGCGGGUCUUCCUCCUCGGGGACAGCUCCGGGGGGAACCUGGUGCACGAGGUGGCGGCGCGGGCGGGGGCGGCGGAGGAGGGUUUCUGGGCGCCGGUAAGGGUGGUGGGGGGGAUCCUCCUCCACCCGGGGUUCGGUCGGGAGGAGCGGAGCCGGUCGGAGGUGGAGAACCAGCCGACGCCGUUCAUGUCGCUGGAGUUGCUGGACAAGUUCCCGGCGAUGGCGCUACCGAUUGGAGCGACGAAGGACCAUCCGAUAACGUGGCCGGUGGGGGAGCCGGCGCCGGCGUUGGAGGGGCUGAGGCUGCCGCCGCUGCUGGUGGCGGUGGCGGAGGGGGACUUGUUGAGGGACCGGGAGGUGGAGUACUGCGAGGCGAUGAGGAGGGCGGGGAAGGAGGUGGAGGUGGUGAUGAGCCGGGACGUGGGGCACUGCUUCUUUUUGUACGGGGACUUGGUCGGCUCGGAACCGGUCGCGGCGAGCCGGACCGGGGAGUUGAUCGAGGCCAUCAAGGGCUUUGUGGACCGCCACUGAAGGGAGGGCGUUAGGGGAGGGGUUGGUGGUCGGACCCACUCCCCACCAAACCUGUGGACCCCAUCUAAUAAUUUCUCUUAUUGGGUGGAGAAAUUAUUACAUGGACCAUCAGCUCAGAUCGUCGGUGUUAUGCUAUUAUUUAUCUUAUGAUGUUGUUUCCGUCCUAUCGGUGAACGGAAGUUGACCACCAGAACCUCCAGCCACUAAGCAUGGUUGGGUUAAAUAAAUAUGAUUUUUCCCUGAAA